GUCCCCACCCCCAUGCCAGAGGAUGCCGCCGCUGUUGCUGGCUGGAUCUGGAGGGCCAGUGGGUGGGGCAGACAUGCGUGGGUCCCUCUCGGGGUGCACCCAAGCCAGGCAGGGGAUGGUGGUCCCUUGCCCCCGCGGGGGAGGGUGGCUUUAGGGACCUUCCCGAAAGGCCCGGCCCAACCUGAGAUUGGCAUCCUCGCCAUAGCCGUCAGGUUUUCCCUUUUCUCGCGAGGAAGCCUAUUCAGCAUAAGGGAAUUUCCCUUAAAAAAAGGGAGAACUUGACAGCUAUGAUGAUCCUCGCCAGCAGCGCUUCCGCUGGGCUAGGAAAGCCCCCCCGUCUGGAAGUGCAGCGCCGUCGGUGGAUGUGGAACUUAGGCGCAGCAAGCACCGGCGGAGGAUGAGGCUGCGAGGCAGGUGCCUUCCUUCCUAUCUAAAGACGCCUUUUCUCCAGAAACAUGAGGACUGGGACCUUGCUCCUUAGGGGAAGGGUGGCUGUAGCUCAAAUGGGAGGGCGCAUGUUUUGCACGCAGAAGGUUCCCCCACCCUACCCCGGCCAGGUUCAAUCUCUCUGUCUCUCUCUUUCACACACAUUUCUCUAGGUAAUGUUGAGGGUGGCUGCUGCUGGGCAGGCAAGAUGGGGACUGAUCCAGUAUGGCAGCUUCCUAUAAGGGUUGGAUCCUGCACCCAGACCUGCUGCGAGGCAUCUGACAUCUCCCUCUUUUGAAAUGUAUUGAGGUCAGGAGCAGAACUGUCCUCCUCAGAAGCGCCACAAAUUCUGACUCCCAAAGUACCUUGAGAUUACCCAACAUUACCUCAUAAUGUUGUUGGCCUCAGUCUGUUUCAGCAGGAGACAAUGGAAGUGUGUGCCUUUUUGGGGGUGUGUGUGGGUGAAGUCAAGCUGUUGUUGGAAGGUUAUGGUGCCUGCUGUGGCUGUAUUUGGGGUGCAGACACUUUGGAGGUGAUGCAAAUGGCGUGGAUUUCAAGCAUGCACCUUGUCAGGUGGUUUAAUAGUUCUUCUUGAAGAUACAUGCAAAAGCUUCAAAGGUUGGCAGUUCUCUCGCUUAUGAGGACAAAUCUGCCACAGGCUGUUGGAUUUUGAGCUUCUUUGUUGGAGGGUUGCUUUCUCUGCUGGAGACAGGGAACUGGGCUGAGAAUUUGAGACAGAGGCAACAAGGCAGUUAGCAUGUUCUUAAUGCUAAAUUACAAAACUGACAGGACUCUAAAGGAAAGGAGGAGAAAAGCUGAUUCCUUUUGGAAGCAGUAAGUAAACCAACAAUUUCACAGGUUUGAGGCUUCAGUUGAGAACCAGUUGUUGUAAGGCAGUUAUUUAUAGGCAUCCCAACUAAGCUUGGAAAUUGUAAUUCGUGAAGGGUGCUGGGAAUUGUAGCUAUGUGAGGAGCAAACUACAUUUCCCAGGAUCCUUGGGCAGGGAUGCUUUAAAUGUGUGGUGUGUUGGCAAACCUAGACCAUGAAGGCCUAAAUCCCUACUUGGCCAUGAAACUCUCUUGGGCCAGUCACACUGUCUCACUCUCCCCUCACAGGGCUGCUGUGAAGACAAAAAUACGUCACAGUGGACUCCUAGGCGGAAAGGUCUGUGUGUGGUUGCUGAAGACCAGGGCAACUUGCAAGAGGAGGUUUCUGGCCCGGGACCUGCUCAAGAGGACAAUGGAUCGACUGAAGGUCCCCCGCACCAGAGAGCUGGAAUUUGGAGGCGUCCUAGGGGCUGCCCUCCUUAUCGUCCUGAUGCCCACCACUGUCUUCUACCUCCUGCUGACUUGCAGAACGGAGCAGGCCAGCCUGUUGAACAUCCCCCAUCCUUUGCCCACCCUCCGCUCCCUGUGGGACCCCCGGGACUUUGCCCUGGUCUUGGCCUGGGUUGGCCUGCAAGCUCUCUUAUACAUGCUCCCGAUGGGGAAGCUCACAGAAGGGACCCCGCUGCGAGACAAGACCCGGCUCCAGUACCGGAUUAAUGGGUGUCAUGCCAUGGUGGUCACAGCGCUGGUGGUUGGAGCCGGCCUGGCUGCUGGACUGCGCCUCAGCUACAUCCACGACCAUUUCCUGCAGUUGGCCUUCUCUGCCUCCCUCGUGGCCUUUGGUCUCAGCGCCCUCCUGUACAUCAAGGCCUUGUUUGCCCCAGAGGCAGCCCUGGCCCCAGGCGGGAACUCAGGAAACCCCGUUUACGACUUCUUCAUGGGCCAUGAAUUGAACCCACGUAUCAAUAUCUUUGACCUGAAGUUCUUCUGUGAGCUGCGCCCGGGUCUCCUUGGAUGGGCCCUGAUUAACAUGGCCAUGUUGGUGAAGGAGACGGAGCUGAGAGGAAGCCCUUCCUUGGCCAUGAUCCUCGUUAAUGGCUUCCAGCUUCUCUACGUGGUGGAUGCCUUAUGGCACGAGGAGGCUGUCCUCACCACGAUGGACAUCGUCCAUGACGGGUUCGGCUUCAUGUUGGCUUUUGGGGACUUGACGUGGGUGCCCUUUUUGUACACCCUCCAGUCGUAUUUCCUCGUCACCCACCCGCAGAAGCUGAGCCUGCCCAUGGCUGGGGGCAUCACCCUGCUAAACGGCCUGGGCUACUCCAUUUUCCGUGGCGCCAACUCCCAGAAGAAUGCCUUUCGCCGGAACCCUGCCGACCCCAAAGUUGCUGGACUGCGAACCAUCCCCACGGCCACAGGACGGCGCCUGCUGGUGUCCGGCUGGUGGGGGUUUGUGCGGCACCCCAAUUACUUAGGAGACCUCAUCAUGGCUUUUGCGUGGUCCUUGCCCUGCGGCCUGACUCACAUCCUGCCUUACUUCUAUGUCCUCUACUUCACCUUCCUUCUCAUUCACCGGGAAGCCCGGGACGAGCACCAGUGCCUGAGGAAGUAUGGCCUCGCCUGGCAGGAGUAUUGCCGCCGCGUCCCUUACCGGAUCUUCCCCUACCUCUACUGAGCCAUCGCUUGACAACUCUGCUCUCGCCCUGGUCACCACGAUGGAAAUCCAGCCUUUCUGCCUGCCUGGAGAAGCCCAUGCCCAAACAGGCUCAACCAAGGAGAGGAAUGGGUGCUGUGGCCAUCACCGUGGGGUCACAACCCCUCUCC
Molecule: messenger RNA, 3074 nt
Organism: Zootoca vivipara (common lizard)
Lineage: Eukaryota; Metazoa; Chordata; Lepidosauria; Squamata; Lacertidae
Gene: TM7SF2
Product: transmembrane 7 superfamily member 2
Biological process (GO): cholesterol biosynthetic process
Cellular component (GO): nuclear inner membrane; endoplasmic reticulum membrane
Molecular function (GO): Delta14-sterol reductase activity
Source: RefSeq, a predicted model, not a curated record